AUGAAGUUCGACCGCAAUAAAGACGGCGGAGAAGACGAGGAAGAUCGCGUGCCGGCGGCGGAAGCAGCGCGACGUCGCUUCUUUCCGCCGCCAGGUAAGACGAUGAUGAACGAAGAGAACGCCUUGAGAACCUUUCGAGAAGGUUUAGGUUUCAAAACGGCGACAAAGAAGGUAAAGAAACAAAAACGACAAAGUUUUCACAGCGCUUCUUUCGCCACGGCGCACACGCAACCAAUGCAAGCGCCUACCUUUGCAAACUCUCCUGCGAAGAAAGCGUCGUCUUCAUCAUUUUUGACGCGAACGCCUGGUAAAAAACAUCGCGCGUCCGAUGCGGCGCUUUCGUUUCGAACGACGACGACGACGACGCAAAAAAUACCAAAACCUAAUAAUUUUAAAAGUGUUUCGGCAACGACGUCGACGGACACGACGACAAGUUCGUUAACAGAAACUGUCGUGAUGACCCAUCCGGACGUGCUCCAACGGCGUGAACAACGCGAUGAUGCAGACGAAAUGCUUCAAUUUCUUAACGAAAACAAGGAGAACGAAAAGACGCGUCGUAUGAAGAAGCGCACGCUCCUGGACGCUCUGCAAACAGGAGGAGCAGGAGACGAAGAAGCGCCUGAUAAAAACAAUACCAAGCCUCCCGACUGGAUCAAGGUCCAGCGCGAUUCGAGAAAUGUCGCGCGCGGAGAGAAAUUAGUCGCGAACGAGUUGAUGCGCGCGAUGCAGUUAGACACGGAAGUAAACGGUGAGUUGAUUCCGGACGCCUCGUCGCUUUUUAUUCCAACCGGCGCUUUGGAACAACUCCCGCCGUUCGCGCGUUGGUAUUGGAGCGUCAAAUCGCAAAUGAUGGACUGCUUAGUGUGCGUUCAAGUCGGUCGCUUCUUUAAUCUUUUUCAGAACGAUGCUGAUACGGGCGAAACGGUUGGUUUGCGACCAUCCGGGAAGAAUCGCGGUUUCAUGCGCAAAGUUGGCUUCCCGUACGUGGUUUUCGACGACUGGUGCGCGAAGCUCAUCGCUCAUGGAUAUUGCAUCGCGAAAUGCGUCGAAGGGAAAGAGAUUGACACCAAGAGGAAACUCUGUGAACGAAAAAUAACAGAGAUUAUCACACCUGGUUUGAAUAAAGGAUUUGUUGACGAUACGAACCAAGAGUCGUGGGUUUGCACGCUCGCUCAAGAGGGCGACGACUUCCUCGGCGUUUGCUUAAUCGACGCCGAUAAAGGAAACGUCAAAUUCGGUUCGUUCAAAAUUUCAAUCGACAGUAACAAAAACAGUAUCAACGAAUCACUCGUAAACAACGGCGACGAUACCAACGAUGAUACAUCCGCUGCUUUUGCGAAGCUGAUCUCGAUUCUUACGCAAGCUCGUCCGAAAGAAAUUAUUAUUUCUUUGAGAGGGCCAAACUCCAUUCGACGCAACGUGAAACGCGCAAUACAACGACACUACGAGAGUGUGAGCGCCGGUGCUUUUGCAUCAGAACGAGUACACGACCAACACGACGAUGUGGAUGAUUACGACGAGAGCUAUGCGAGUCACGCGUCGUUACGAAACAAUCCAGUCGUCCGAGUCAUCGAGAGAGGCUGCGAUCCUCUCCCGGAGAUAUCUAUCGAUGAUGUGAAGAGGGCUAUUCGUCAAUUUGCCGGUGAAGCUGAGUUCGAAACAGACACGGAUACGCGAAGAGCAGUGGAAGGCGCAGGAAAUGCUGGACUCGUUGCGCUGGCGUUCGGUAUUCGAUUCUGUGCCUGGGCAGGUCAGUGUGAAUCAAUCUUCAAGUCCGCUAAAUAUGGUUCCCUAGCCUCGCUCGUCAACAUCGAUUUCGACGACGUCCAAAACCAUGAUAACAACAACAGCGGUCCGUUGCGUCAACGUAAAACAAUGCUCGAAUUUCACGGCAACGCGUUGAAAGAGCUCGGCGUAACCGAUGGAGGUAAAAAAUCUUUGAUUGGUUUACUUUCUCGGGAUUGUAUUACGCCGCAUGGUAAGCGACGGGUGCGCGAUAUGGUUUUCAGCCCUCUCGUACAAAUCUCGGAUAUCACGACCAGACAGGAUACAAUACAGUUCCUACUUAAAGAUGCAGACGAGCAACGCGCUGCCACGGCGAACGAACACAACUAUGAAACGCGCGAAUACUUGAAACGAAAGCUCCCGCGUGGUGAUUGUGAACGCUCAUUGACGAAGUGUAUGAACCUAGCGCAAUGUUGCGCUACAAUGUGCGCGGCGAAUGCGAACGUAUUGAUCGAGGGCACCGAUCCAAGCGCUCAGACGCAAUGCCGCGAUGCUGUCAUCACGCUGACCGCGGCAACAGUUGGGGGCGCUCCAAACUCCGACGAGCUUUACGGAAACGCCAUGGAAAGCCUCAACGAAGGUGAAACUCUCGACGACGCUUUGGUUGCGUUUUGGGAGUUGAACCAAUCGCGCCUCGAUGGCUUCUCGAAAGCAGUCGAAUGCUUGAUGAUUUUAGCCAAGUCUUUGAAAGGAUUAGCGGCAUUCCGAAGAGAACAAAGAAACGUUCCUAUAAUAAUCGACAAAGCAAUUGCACUCGGCGAAACCGCGUGUCCGCUUCUCGAAGACUUGCGCGAAGCGCUCAGGGUGGAUAAAAUCAACGACGAAGAAAACGCGCGCAGAAAAAUUCGAAUCGUGACACCUGAUAAAAGAGCAUUUAAAACGUACGCCCGAGCCGACGCUGACGCAGUAGAAGCGGACAACGAAAGGAACAUACAGCGUCAACAGAAGCAACAACGUCGUGAUUUCGACGUGGAACAGUUCGGAAUGAUGAUGGACGAUGAAGACGACGACGUGGAAAACCAAAUGCUGGAAGAUGAACGCGCUGCGUAUUUGUUUGACCGCGCCGACCGUGCUGGAGCCCGAGCUUUUACGACGGUUAUUGCGCAAUUUGCGACGCACAAGUGCUUAUGGCGUGCACUCAUUAACGCUGGUGCUGAUAUUGAUGCCUUGAACUCAUUCGCUCGUCUAAAAGCCGAAGAUACGGCGAAUGAUUUCUGCGUACCGAGGUUUCUGAGUUUGAACAAGAGCGAUGGAACACCCAUCGUUUCGCUGACGAAUUUCUGGCAUCCGCUCUUGGAUGCAUCGCAACGAAAUAUUGUGAAGAACGACGCGCAAUUCGGUGGAAGCUGUUGCGAUAACGAUGGCGGUCAGCCGAGGGAAUGCCCUAGGUUUGUUCUCUUGUCUGGACCAAACAUGGGCGGGAAAAGCACUCUCGCGCGAGCAGUUGGACUUACCAUCGUUCUCGCGCAAGUAGGAGCGCACGUGCCUGCAUCCGAGUGCGUAUUAACGCCCAUUCACCAACUCGUGGUGAGAUGUGGAACGCUUAGAGACGACUUACGAGCUGGCGUUUCCACUUUUCUCGCGGAAACGCAGGCGUGCGCAACAGCGAUGAAGGUGGCGAACAAGAAUACAACUUCGCUUAUGAUUAUGGAUGAAAUUGGCCAAGGUACGAGUACUUCUGACGGGUACGCCAUAGCAUCAGCCGUUGCUCGAGCGUUGAUGAAAUCAAACACGGCAAUCACUCUGUUUACGACGCAUUUUCACGACUUACAUGAAAAUUUAGCCUCCUCGAGCGCGUUGCGCUUCGCGUCGUGCCACAUGUCGAGCGAAAUAAACGAAAAGACGCGCGAUGUCGUGCGGUAUAAUUACAAACUGUGCGACGGUUCUGCCCCGUUUGGUUCGUGCGGACUUUCUGUCGCCAGACUUGCAGGCCUGGAUGAUACCAUACUCCAAAAGAGCCAACGCGUAGCGCGUUCAUUGCAGACGACCAGGGUGCUCGCCGUGAACACGAAGCGCACGAAAAACGUCAUUUUAUCAAACGAGGCGCUGAGCGCGUUUAAGCAGCUCCUUCGUGAUCCAGGGGUGAACGGGGAGCACAUCGCGAAUGAACGUGAAUGGUGCAUCGAAUUCUAUCAGUAUUGGAAGUAUGUUGAAAGACUUCUAGCGCUCUGA
Messenger RNA from Bathycoccus prasinos, 3957 nucleotides. RefSeq lists its product with no specific name. The coding region runs from base 1 to 3957 and encodes 1318 amino acids. The transcript has a single exon. Gene Ontology annotation, molecular function: ATP binding; mismatched DNA binding; ATP-dependent DNA damage sensor activity. Gene Ontology annotation, biological process: mismatch repair. The record is from RefSeq and is a predicted model, not a curated record. Gene Ontology annotation, cellular component: nucleus; MutSalpha complex. Lineage: Eukaryota; Viridiplantae; Chlorophyta; Mamiellophyceae; Mamiellales; Bathycoccaceae.